Molecule: messenger RNA, 491 nt
Organism: Mycetomoellerius zeteki
Lineage: Eukaryota; Metazoa; Arthropoda; Insecta; Hymenoptera; Formicidae
Gene: COX7C
Product: Cytochrome c oxidase subunit 7C
Exons: 3
Coding region: 110-325 (71 amino acids)
Biological process (GO): mitochondrial electron transport, cytochrome c to oxygen
Cellular component (GO): respiratory chain complex IV
Source: RefSeq, a predicted model, not a curated record
CAUAUGUAGUGUCUCUAGCCAUCUGUAGUAUCUGACAGGAUCUGUGCGAGUGCGUAGUAGAAACAAAUUUGGUUUUGGUGGUUUGGUUGAACAUUUAUUCUCAAAGAAAAUGAUAAAUUCAGCAAAUGCGAUCGCUCACCAGGUGAGGAGGUUCACUACGAGCGUGAUUCGUAGGAGUGCUCACGAUCCCUACGACGGCGUUCCCGGACACAACUUCCCGUUCAGCACAAAAAAUAGACACUUACUGCUACUUGGAUUUAUGAUUUUCUGCGGCAGCGGAUUUUCUCUUCCCUUCCUCAUGGUCCGUCAUCAGUUGAAAAAAUAAGCUUUUAGUACAUUAAGUUGUCGCCUUGCGAGUCAGAUUACAUGACUGCAUCCGACUAGUAUGAUAUUCUACAUCGAUGCUGUAAGCAUCAUUUUGAUUACGUUAGGAUAAUGUAAUAGGAAAUGUAUGAGUUCGUAAUAAAGAUUUAUCAAUAUCUGAUAAUGUC